GGUGCAUAAUCAACACCUUGUAGCUAUCAUGGGACCAUCACAAUUCCAAAGAUUCCAAAUUUAUGAUCAUAACAACAUUCUCGAAGGACCACUCAUUCCAUUCUAAUCUUCUCUAUCACAUAAACUUCUUUAUAAUCUAAAUCUCCAACCGGUGCACUCUCCUAAAUCCAAAGAUGGCCGCCAUUAGCACCUGCUCCCGCUUCAACCUUGAAGAAGCCAUGGAUAAGGUUUGGUUCCACAAUAAUAUUCUCUUCUUUCAGCCUCACAACUUCAGCAUCUUAUCCAUGCUGCAGAAGGAAGAAAAUAUAUUAAAAUCAACCACUUCCUCUGAAGAUGGCAGCUUUUGUGAGUCACUUCAGCAAGCUGCGGGUGAAAGCAAGAAGAAGAAGAAAACAGUUCAAAAGAUGAAGAAGCUUGGAAGACUGAAUAUAACAGAAAACAAAAUGGAUUCAGAAGACAAAAUAACACAGCAAGCACAGCUGAGAAUUCCGAAGAUAUGUGGGAGCCAUUGGAGCAUAUGUGAGCUCGAGAACUAUGAGAUUGGAGAGUUUAAUGGUCUCAGUUUUGUGUACGGGAAGGGGAAGUUUGGAUCAGAAUGUAUGGAUGAAGAAGAACUGAGGAACAUUGAUGGAACUGACAUGAAAAUAUAUCUGAGAUUAUGGGCCCAAAGGGUGGCUUUUUUAGUUGGCCAUGAGUUUAAUUUGUGAGGUUUGGCUCUGAUGUUAACUGAAAAUAUGGAUUAGAGGUGGAUUAAGAUAAUUAACGUUUGGUUGUGUGAUAUAUUUUGUUAAAUCUAUAUAUAAAUAUGCAAUUAUU
Molecule: messenger RNA, 816 nt
Organism: Phalaenopsis equestris
Lineage: Eukaryota; Viridiplantae; Streptophyta; Magnoliopsida; Asparagales; Orchidaceae
Exons: 2
Coding region: 174-707 (177 amino acids)
Source: RefSeq, a predicted model, not a curated record